Zingiber officinale is the source of this 3330-nucleotide messenger RNA. RefSeq names its product respiratory burst oxidase homolog protein E-like. Gene Ontology annotation, molecular function: NAD(P)H oxidase H2O2-forming activity; peroxidase activity; calcium ion binding. The record is from RefSeq and is a predicted model, not a curated record. The transcript has 14 exons. NCBI's taxonomy places the organism in Eukaryota, Viridiplantae, Streptophyta, Magnoliopsida, Zingiberales, Zingiberaceae. Gene Ontology annotation, cellular component: plasma membrane. Bases 130 to 3024 code for a protein of 964 amino acids.
UUUCGACUAGAGUCAUGGCGGAGGUAGAGGACGAGAAGAAGCGGAGGCUUUGAAGAUUGAUUGAUUGAGAAGAAGGUGUAGGAAUAAAGGACGAUCGAGGAAGGGAGGGAGAGUGGGCGAGCCGGGGAGAUGGGGAGGACGUCGUCGUUGGGCGGCGGAAGUAACCGGAAGUCCAGGCACCGGCGGAUUGCCGACAUCCUCGCUGAGGAUGACGAAUCCAGCGACGAAUCCGUCGUGCAGGGAUAUGGAGGCAGCCGUUACGGUGGCGGAGGGGGAAUGCUGCCGGUUUUUCUCAACGACCAGAGCGAUCUGGUGGAGGUGAUGCUGGAGCUCGAUGAGGAGUCGAUGGUGGUGCGGAGCGUCACUCCGACGUCGGCGGCCGCCGCGGCAGCAGCAGCCGUGGCUGCGCCGGUCCCGUCUCGGGAAUCGUCUGCGAGCUUGAGCCGGAGCUCCUCGACGGCGUCGCGGAUCCGGCGCAAGUUUUCGUGGCUGCUGUCGCCGACGCGCCGACGGACCCUGGGCGAGAUGCUGGAGGAGGAGGAGGCGGCGUCGGCAUCGGGUUCGGGUCCUCUGCCGCCGCCCGUCGCCGCCAUGUCGUCGCGCGACGCGAGGCGGAUCCGGGCGCGCCUGGAGCGGACGCGAUCAGGCUCGCAGCGGGCGCUUAAGGGGCUCCGAUUCAUCAGCCGAACGACUAAGGGAGCCGCAGCGGGGGAUGCCGGUGAGCUCUGGCGACGGGUGGAGGCCCGCUUCGACACUCUCGCCAAGGAUGGCUUGCUCUCCCGUGAGGACUUCGGCGAAUGCAUUGGAAUGGUGGAUUCGAAGGAUUUCGCGGUGGGCAUCUUCGACGCCCUGGCGAGGCGGCGGCGACAGAACUUGGAGCGGAUCACUAAAGAAGAACUCUACGAUUUCUGGCUCCAAAUUUCCGAUCAAAGUUUCGACGCUCGCCUCCAAAUCUUCUUCGACAUGGUCGAUACCAAUGUGGAUGGGAGGAUAACGAGACAGGAGGUACAAGAGCUGAUAGUUCUGAGCGCUUCAGCUAACAAGCUCGCGAAGCUCAAAGAGCAGGCAGAGGAGUACGCGGCGCUCAUCAUGGAAGAACUGGAUCCUGAAAACCUUGGUUACAUCGAGCUAUGGCAGCUGGAGGCUCUGCUGCUGCAACGGGACACCUACAUGAACUACAGCCGGCCGCUGAGCUCCGCAAGCGCAGCAGCAUGGAGCCAGAACAUCACCGCCGGCGGCGGAAGUGGGCCGAAACAGCAGCAUCAGCGGCGGCGGCCCCGAUUCAGCAUCCGCCGGACAGCGGAGCGGCUGCGGAUGGCGGCAAGGGAGAAUUGGCAGCGGGCGUGGGUGGUGGCGCUGUGGAUGAUCACCAUGGCGGCCCUGUUCUCCUGGAAGUUCGUGCAGUACCGGAACCGGGCGGCGUUUAGGGUGAUGGGUUACUGCCUCCCCGUCGCCAAGGGUGCCGCCGAGACGCUCAAGCUCAACAUGGCCCUCGUCCUUCUUCCUGUCUGCCGGAACACCCUGACCUGGCUCCGCUCAACCCGCGCUCGUCUCUUCGUCCCCUUCGACGACAACAUCACCUUCCACAAGACGAUUGCGACGGCAAUUGUGUUCGGGAUUUUGCUGCACGCGGGGAAUCACUUGGCGUGCGACUUCCCACGGCUGGCAAACUCGUCGCCGGCACACUACCAGGCGGUGGAGAGGUUCUUCGGAUCUGAGAGGCCGACGUACGGGAGCUUGGUGGUGGGGGUGGAGGGGUUGACGGGGAUCGCAAUGGUGGUGCUGAUGUGCGUCUCGUUCACCCUUGCGACGCAUCGUUUCAGGAAAAACGGCGUCCAUCUCCCCUUCCCUCUCAAUCGCCUCACCGGCUUCAACGCCUUCUGGUACUCCCACCACCUCCUCGCCGUUGUCUACCUCCUCCUCCUCCUCCACGGCUACUUCGUCUACCUCAUCCACGAGUGGUACCAGCGAACGACGUGGAUGUACAUUUGUGUUCCAUUGCUUCUCUACGCGGGGGAACGAAAUCUAAGAGCCUUCCGCUCCAAAGCUUACUAUGUCAAGAUCUUAAAGGUCUCAAUGCUACCUGGUAACGUGUUGACUGUGACAAUGUCCAAGCCUAAUGGAUUUCGGUAUCGAAGUGGACAGUACAUAUUUCUGCAGUGCCCUACCAUUUCCCCAUUUGAAUGGCAUCCUUUCUCUAUUACAUCGGCACCCGGUGAUGAUUACCUCAGUGUCCACAUUCGAACCAAUGGUGACUGGACCCAGGAGCUCAAACGCAUAUUUAUAGAGAAUUACUUCACACCACACUCAGUAGGAAAAGCUACAUUUGAUGGAUUAGGUUCUCUAGGACAGAAGAGGUUGCCACGGCUGUUCGUCGACGGCCCUUAUGGUGCCCCAGCACAAGACUUCAGAAAUUAUGAUGUUCUACUUUUGGUUGGACUUGGCAUAGGAGCUACACCUUUUAUCAGCAUUCUCAGGGACCUACUCAACAACAUAAAGUUGGCUGAUGAACUAAUGGAUCUUGCAAUGGAAACUAGCAGGUCUGAAAUUAGCAGUGCUAGCUACAGCCUUUCCACAUCCAGUAGCAUCAACAAGAAGAGAUCCCACAGAACUAGUAGUGCUCAUUUCUACUGGGUUACUAGAGAGGCAGGAUCCUUUGAAUGGUUUAAGGGAGUGAUGAAUGAUGUUGCUGACAUGGACAAAAAGGGUAUUAUAGAGAUGCACAAUUACUUGACGAGCGUUUACGAAGAGCGAGAUGCCAGGACUACUCUCCUCUCAAUGGUACAGGCUCUGAAUCAUGCAAAGCAUGGAGUUGAUAUUGUCUCAGGCAUCCGAGUGAGAACUCACUUUGCGAGGCCAAAUUGGAAAGAAGUCUUCACUAAGUUAGCUUCCAAGCAUCCUGGUGCCACCGUUGGUGUAUUCUACUGUGGAGCACCAACCCUAGCAAAAGAACUGAGGAAUUUGUCACUUGAGAUGAGCCACAAAACCUCAACACGCUUCCACUUCCACAAAGAAUACUUCUAAUUGUGGAUACAAGAUAUAGAUUCUAAUAUAAAAUUGAUAGGAGCUAAUACUUAUUAUUAUAUUUAUUAAUGUAUAUAACCUGCAUAAUUCACAGAAGCAAAAUAAUCACAGAGCACAAGUUCUGGUAGACGAGAUAGAAUUCAAGCACAGUACAUGAAUUUAUUAGUGAGUAGAAACAAUACAAUUUGUCCUUUGAUGACCUUUUGUUUUCCCCAUAUUGUGUUUGAGAUCUCAAACUUAUUCAGAAGCAGCAGAUUCUACAAUUGGGUAUAUGAACUUUUUGGUACUAAACAAGACUUUUUAGCA